CCUCAGUCCAGCAGCUUUAACCAUUAUAUUCCUGACGUUCAGACGCUUGCGCCUUCAAAGCGCUCAUCUCGCUCUUCGGAGAACUGUGCACAUGGCUGGCACACUCGAGCCCAUAGUCGUUCCGGAAGGAUUUACUCUCCACACGGAGAACACGUCUCACAUCCUACUACCUUCGACAAACGAGGCGUUCCUGAACCCGAUCCAGGAAUUCAAUCGCGAUCUGAGCGUGGCCGCCAUUCGUGUCUGGAGCGAGGAGUUGAACCAAAUCAAGGAGCAACGAUGGAGACAGGCGCAGCAAAGGAAGGCUGAUAAACGUAGCCGUCCAGACAAGAAGCGGAAAUUGGACGCAGACGGGGAAGAUGCAUCAAAAUCCACCAACGUCGUGAGUGAGAAUAAGGUGGGCUCUGAUUCAGUAGCCGAGAUUGCGGGGGCCGGAAAGCCAGUAGAGGAGCUUGAGUAUCAUCCGUACAAGUUUGUGCUCUUGGAAGCAUUGUCUGCCACUGGUCUUCGUUCAAUCCGCUAUGCCAAGGAACUCCCUAUGGUGAAAUACGUCAUUGCCAAUGAUCUCUCUCCGUCGGCGACCGCAGCCAUGAAGCGAAAUGUUGACCUGAACGGGCUGGGAGAGCGAACAGUUGAGUCGGACAGCAUGGGGGCAGAUGAGCCUGAGAAGGCGAAAAUGUCAAAAUCAAUACCUGGGAAGGUCAGGAUAAAUGAAGGCGACGCACGAGCACUUAUGUAUUCACACUCUCUGGAACGAAACCGGGUUGACGUCGUGGACCUUGAUCCCUAUGGCACUCCAGCACCAUUCAUUGACGCUGCAGUGCAGUGCGUGAAUGACGGAGGCUUGCUCUGCGUUACAUGCACAGAUCUUUCAGUUUUGGCCACAAACAAUUACCCUGAAAAAUGUUACUCCAACUAUGGCGGUAUUCCUGUCAAGGCGGAAUAUUGUCAUGAAGUGGCGCUCAGACUUGUUUUGAAUACAAUAUCUACGUCUGCAUCUCGUUAUGGGCGUUACAUCCAACCUCUCCUGUCUCUUUCCAUCGAUUUCUACGUUCGUCUGUUCGUCAGGGUCCAGUCAGCUCCUAUAGAAGUCAAGAAGGCUGCCAGCAAUACAUCCAUCUACUAUGUCUGUUCAAUCUGUCAGUCAUUCCAUGGCCAAUCCUUGGGAAAGAUGGUAGAAAAAAUCAAUGAGCGCAGCGGAAACGUGAACAAUCUCUUCAAGGCUCAGUCAGGUCCUCCAGUAUCAGAAAAGUGCCCUGAAUGCGGCUCUGCGAUGCACAUUGCAGGUCCGAUGUGGUCUGGCAAAAUCCAUGAUCAAGCUUUCGUGGGAAAGAUUCUCGAACAUCUAGAGAACAACGACGACAAGUAUGGUACUGCUGUGCGCAUGAAGGGUAUGCUCACGGUAGCCAAAGAGGAGCUGGAAACGCCGUUCUACUUCACUCCCUCUCGAGUAGCCAGUUUCUUCCAUUGUACUUGCCCUGCACUGGAUGACGUAGCAUCUGCAUUGCUCAAUGGCGGACAUGAAGUAUCCCGCUCACAUGCCUGCCCGGGAUCACUUAAAACGACCGCAUCGCGGGCGGACUUACAUGAUGUUUUCCGGUCAUGGGUGCAAACCCAUCCAGUAAAAAUGGAUAAAAUCACAGAGAACUCUCCUUCUCGGGUACUCCUCAGCAAAGAACCGAAAACGGAAGCCAGCUUUAAGCGCCACCCUCGGACCGUCACGCCCUCUUCAAAAGUCAAGUUGGUUCGUUAUCAGCAGAACCCUGCUCCUCAUUGGGGCCCUGGUACAAAAGCAGAUAGCGGUACAAAGCGCAAACGGGGAAUAGAGGAGGAAUGAAAGUAUAGGAUACUAAGUGCGGGGCUACGUGUGUACUCCGAAUGAUGUCAACCGUCAAAUGGAAAAAUGCGAGAUUUGGAC
Messenger RNA from Heterobasidion irregulare TC 32-1, 1918 nucleotides. RefSeq lists its product as uncharacterized. The transcript has 13 exons. Gene Ontology annotation, molecular function: RNA binding. Bases 92 to 1837 code for a protein of 581 amino acids. NCBI's taxonomy places the organism in Eukaryota, Fungi, Basidiomycota, Agaricomycetes, Russulales, Bondarzewiaceae. Gene Ontology annotation, cellular component: nucleus. The record is from RefSeq and is a predicted model, not a curated record. Gene Ontology annotation, biological process: tRNA N2-guanine methylation.